Messenger RNA from Aptenodytes forsteri (emperor penguin), 570 nucleotides. RefSeq names its product phospholipid phosphatase 5 (gene PLPP5). Gene Ontology annotation, biological process: phospholipid metabolic process. The transcript is spliced from 5 exons. The coding region runs from base 1 to 570 and encodes 189 amino acids. The record is from RefSeq and is a predicted model, not a curated record. Gene Ontology annotation, molecular function: phosphatidate phosphatase activity. Lineage: Eukaryota; Metazoa; Chordata; Aves; Sphenisciformes; Spheniscidae.
AUGAAUGCCGACCGAGAAGACACGCGGGAAGCCUGCCUAGCUGCCAGCCUUGCUCUCGCCCUGAAUGGGGUUUUUACAAAUGCUCUGAAGCUCAUUGUGGGGAGACCACGGCCGGACUUCUUCUAUCGAUGCUUCCCAGACGGACGAGCAAACGCGGAGCUGGUGUGCACAGGCGACCCUGGCAUAGUGACUGAGGGACGCAAAAGCUUCCCCAGCGGACACGCUUCGUUUGCCUUUGCUGGUCUCUCCUUCUCUGCCUUCUACAUAGCCGGGAAGCUGCGCUGCUUCACUCCUGGCCAGGGAGGCAGGGCUCUGCGGCUCUGCACCUUCCUCCUCCCACUGUUCCUCGCCACCCUCAUCGCCGUGUCCCGCACCUGCGACUACAAGCACCACUGGCAAGAUGUGUUGGUUGGUUCAGCGAUCGGCUUCGUGCUUGCGUACCUCUGCUACAGGCAGUAUUACCCUCCUCUGAUGGACUCCAUGUGCCACAAACCAUUUCUGUACAAAUCCAAACAACAGCUGGUGCACCAAGAAAAGCCUGCAGCUUCCAGCUUUCACCUAGAUAUAUAG